GUGAAGUGAAACAAAAACAGAGCAAAAUGGCAAUAAUAUCUCAGUUUUUUGCUCCAUUACCAUCUCUCACCGGAACCCUAACCCUAACCGGUCGUUCUUUUCUCCCUCUAAACCUUGAUACCCAAUUCCCAAAACCUAGACUUUCCAGGGACAGAGCCGCCACACUCGUACUCCAAUCCAAGGGUGAUGAUUCCGUCGAUGCAUCGGAUCGGAUAAUCUCAGCCGUCUGUUACUUCUACCCAUUCUUCGAUGGGAUUCAAUACGGCAAAUUCAUCAUCACACAGUACCAACCUUUUCAGAUUCUCAUCCAACCUUUGUUUCCCGCCAUCAGAGCUUUCAAGAGCUUCCCUUUCAAUGGGUUUCUUAUCUUCAUCACUCUCUACUUCGUCGUUGUGAGGAACCCUAAUUUCAGCAGGUACGUCAGGUUCAACACGAUGCAGGCGAUUGUGCUUGAUGUGUUGUUGAUUUUCCCGGAUUUGCUUGAGAGGAGCUUUAAUCCUAGAGAUGGGUUUGGUUUAGAUGUGGUGAUGAGUUUGGACAGCACAGUGUUCCUCUUCUUGCUUGUCUCUUUGAUCUAUGGAUUCUCUGCUUGCUUGUUUGGUCUGACCCCGAGGUUGCCUCUUGUUGCCGAGGCUGCUGAUAGGCAAGUCCUUUGAUUCAAUAAUAUCUUUGUAUGUAACACAUUUGCUGUGAUUAAACCUUCUGUAUUGGAUCGCUUUCUGAUAAUCAAAACAUACAAUGUAACUUUUUGAUCCAAUGAAAAAGGUUUCUGC
Arabidopsis thaliana (thale cress) is the source of this 773-nucleotide messenger RNA. RefSeq names its product TIC 20-v-like protein (gene Tic20-V). The transcript has a single exon. Gene Ontology annotation, cellular component: chloroplast inner membrane. The record is from RefSeq and is marked reviewed. Bases 27 to 656 code for a protein of 209 amino acids. Lineage: Eukaryota; Viridiplantae; Streptophyta; Magnoliopsida; Brassicales; Brassicaceae.